GGUCUACCAAUCGCUGCAACAUAGCAACAUGUAUAUAAUCAUCACACACACACAUGCUCGGUUCAGAUGCAUUUCACUCCAAACAGAAGAAAGCUUUGACACACUCCAAACAUGAACGUGAAAACUGCUCUGCUUUUUCUUCUCUCAGCUCUUUCUGGGAGUUAUUCUCUUCUCCCUAGGAAAUUCUAUUAUGAACCUAAAACAACAUUGUCAUGGACGCUAGCUCAGACUGAAUGCAGACAGAAAUACACAGAUCUGGCUUUUGUGAACAGUAAGGCGGAUCUAGACAAAAUGUCUGCAAUCUAUGUGAAUAAUUAUAUCUCAUCCUCUAGCUGGAUAGGGGGUUCUAAUUUGAAUUCGGAUUCACAAAACACUACGCAGAUUGACAGUUCCCCACAGGACAGAAUAAAAUGCCCUGCAAUCGACACUCACUCCUGGAAAGAGACAGACGAGAAGUGCUUGAACACACUACCAUUUUACUGUAGCCAAGAUGAAGGCAAACGGGUGUUUAUACGACUGAAACUCAAGCCUGAUAGACAAGUGGACCUUACAGACCCUGAAAUAAGGGGAAACAUAUUAGAUGAGAUCAAUGGGAAAUUCAACAAAACUAGUCUUGGUGAUGUUGUCAAAAUACAGUGGACCACAAGUCUAGAAAGACCAGUAAAAGGCAAAGUCAACAUAACGUCUGCCAUUGAACAAAAUGAUGUCUGCAGCUGAAUUACUCAAUCAUUUUGGUUUAUUUUGAAUAUCUCUGCGAUAUACAACUGCAGUUGUUUCACUUAAUUAGAAAACUAGGUCCCACUUUAUAUUAAGUGGCCUUAACUAAUAUGUACUUACA
Molecule: messenger RNA, 838 nt
Organism: Danio rerio (zebrafish)
Lineage: Eukaryota; Metazoa; Chordata; Actinopteri; Cypriniformes; Danionidae
Source: RefSeq, a predicted model, not a curated record